Molecule: messenger RNA, 377 nt
Organism: Xyrichtys novacula (pearly razorfish)
Lineage: Eukaryota; Metazoa; Chordata; Actinopteri; Labriformes; Labridae
Source: the annotation of a GenBank genome assembly
AUGUGGCCUCUGGUCAAUGUGCCUCGGAGUCUUUCCUUCUUCGAGCCGGACGAAGCUGAGGGAGACGAAUGGAAGCCCAAGUCUGAGCCAGAGAGUGAGGAGAUCGACGACGAAUGGGACGAUCCCUCGUUCGUUUUAAAAGAAGAAGAGGAGGAGGAGGAAGAGGGUGAGGAAGAGGAGGAGAGCGAGGAAGAGUACACUCCAACGUGUGUGCAGACUCGGAGGUGUCCAUGGAAGACGAGACGGCGCGGCACGCCCACGAGGUCCCGAUCACCGCUGGCUCGCGCAGCAGCAGCAGAGCCAUGCUCAAACCUCGAGCCCUGGAAGACCGAGGAGGAGGCCGACAGUGCCCCAGGAGUGAGCAGGUUCCAGCCUAG